Molecule: messenger RNA, 216 nt
Organism: Morchella importuna
Lineage: Eukaryota; Fungi; Ascomycota; Pezizomycetes; Pezizales; Morchellaceae
Exons: 3
Coding region: 1-216 (71 amino acids)
Source: RefSeq, a predicted model, not a curated record
AUGCCGCAGAUCUGCGCAGGUGCUGCGGCGAGCUGUGUGUGUGGUAGUUACCUUCAGUUCUAUACUGAUGUCGUAUCGAUUUUACGCCCCAUUCCGGCGGCAGUGCUCUUGACCUGGAGUCUCCUGGUCCCCGGCCUCACGCGCAAGAGUCAGAUCCGGAAUGCAAGGGCCAGCCGAGUACCCAUUUUGCUGAAGAGAAGGGUAUCCUACUGGUAG